AUGGCGAUAACCCAGUCUCUCACGGGCUUGAUCCUAGAUCACUUGCCCGUGUUAUCUACUGCCGUGAUUCUUUGCCUAGCUUCGGUUGUUGUACCACACAUACUUCAAAGGGCCCAACUAUGGAAGAUUCCGAUGAUCGGGGAGGAGUUAGGCAGUACGGAAAAGAGGAGACAAGCGUACCUGGCCGGGGCUAGAAAGCUAUACACCGAGGGGUAUCGAAAGUUCAAAGAUGGCGCGUUCAGAAUCACCACAUCUCGAAAUUCCUCCAUCGUGGUCUUAUCUCCCGCAUUUCUUCCGGAGCUCAAGAAGCUGCCGGAUGCUAUUGUCAGCAUGGAAGCCGCUGUUGAUGAGGCCAUGGAAACCAAGUACACUCGAAUCGACACAUAUGUACCGAUCGUUCCACACACGAUUAAGGCCAGUUUGACGCCGUCACUAGUUCACCUCAACCCCACAAUCGCCCAAGAGGUUCGGGAAGCGUUGAGCCUCGAGAUGCCGGCCGGACAAGAUUGGACAGAGAUCAACAUCCACAGUAUGCUUGUCCGAGUUGUGGCUAUGGUAUCUGGACGAUUGUUCAUUGGUCCCGAGCUUUGCCGAACUGAGAAGUAUUUGGAUGCCGCCAUCAACUAUACGAUGGAGGUGAUGGAAGCUCAGCGUGCAGUCCAACGUCUCCGCCCCUGGCAGCGCCCGUUUUUGGCCAACAGUCUUCCCCAAGUCAAGAAGCUCGAGCAGCGAAUCAAGGAAGCUGAUGCAUUCAUGUCGCCUGUUGUCAAACGCAGAGAAGAGGCUGCUAAGGAUCCGGGUUUCGAGAAGCCGACUGACAUGCUUCAGUGGAUCAUGGAUGCGCGGGAGAAAUUCCCCGACAAGAAUAGCCGCAACAUGGCCAAGGUUCAGCUCGGAAUCAGUUUUGCUGCUAUUCACACCACCACUCUGACUGCUACAAACGCAUUCUACGACGUCGCAGCCUCGCCUGAACUUGCGGCUGAGCUCCGCGAAGAGGCUCGGCAAGCUCUCGCAGAACAUGAUGGCGUUUUCACCAGCAACGCAUUGCAGUCGAUGAAGAAAAUGGACAGCUUCCUGAAGGAGACGCUUCGUCUUCACCCCGCAACAAUGGCUUCCUUCCAGCGAAAGGUCCUGAAAUCAUUCACACUCUCCAAUGGCCAGGUAAUUCCAGCCGGCGUGACGAUCGAGGUCCCAGCGGUUGCAGUCAACUCCGACCCCGAAGUGUUCCCCAAGGCCGAUGAGAUGGACCCACUGCGAUUUUACAGACUCAGACAGGAUGCCAAAGCCAGUGGUUCUGUGGAAGGCUCUGCUCUCAACCAGUUUGUGAGCGUUAGCCAAAACAGUCUCACCUUUGGCUAUGGGCGCCACGCUUGUCCUGGCAGAUUCUUCGCGGCGAACGAGAUCAAGAUGAUCUUGGCCAAUUUCCUUUUGCGCUACGAGAUCAAGAAUGUCAUCGGCAGCACGAAGCGAUAUCCUAACAUGGAGUUCGCUCACAUGUCUAUCCCUGAUCCAGCCAAGAUGGUGUUGUUCCGAGAUCUCAACAACUGA
This is a messenger RNA of Ilyonectria robusta, 1548 nucleotides long. RefSeq names its product cytochrome P450. The transcript has 8 exons. Lineage: Eukaryota; Fungi; Ascomycota; Sordariomycetes; Hypocreales; Nectriaceae. The record is from RefSeq and is a predicted model, not a curated record. Gene Ontology annotation, molecular function: monooxygenase activity; heme binding; oxidoreductase activity, acting on paired donors, with incorporation or reduction of molecular oxygen. The coding region runs from base 1 to 1548 and encodes 515 amino acids.